This is a messenger RNA of Alosa alosa (allis shad), 1947 nucleotides long. RefSeq names its product voltage-dependent anion channel 2 (gene vdac2). The record is from RefSeq and is a predicted model, not a curated record. Gene Ontology annotation, cellular component: mitochondrial outer membrane. The transcript is spliced from 9 exons. NCBI's taxonomy places the organism in Eukaryota, Metazoa, Chordata, Actinopteri, Clupeiformes, Clupeidae. Gene Ontology annotation, biological process: monoatomic anion transmembrane transport. The coding region runs from base 163 to 1014 and encodes 283 amino acids. Gene Ontology annotation, molecular function: voltage-gated monoatomic anion channel activity.
GGGUCCUAAACGUGCUAUGAGCAUUCGCCUUGCUGGUGCAGUGUCUCCUUCACAUCGCCCUCCAGCUGGAGUGAAGUACUGUGGCACUGCAGCCUCAGUAACAGCCAGGAAAUCAAUACCCUCUUGACAUUAGCUGCCUCCUCUGUUCAGAUAAAAAAAAAAAUGGCUGUUCCUCCCGGAUAUGGUGAUCUUGGCAAAUCUGCCAAGGACAUCUUCAACAAAGGAUAUGGGUUUGGCAUAGUCAAGCUUGAUGUGAAGACCAAGUCUGCAAACGGAGUGGAAUUCAAAACUUCAGGCUCAUCGAACACCGACACCAGCAAAGUCAAUGGUAACCUGGAGACCAAGUACAAGUGGUCAGAAUAUGGCCUGACCUUUACGGAGAAGUGGAACACAGACAACACUCUGGGAACAGAGAUCACUGUUGAAGACCAGAUUACCAAAGGACUUAAGCUUACUUUCGACACAACUUUCUCACCAAAUACUGGAAAGAAGAGCGGAAAGGUGAAGACGGCCUACAAACGUGAGUACGUCAACCUCGGCUGCGAUGUUGACUUCGACUUUGCUGGACCUACAAUCCACGGAGCCGCAGUUGUGGGCUACGAGGGCUGGCUCGCUGGCUACCAGAUGAGCUUCGACACGGCCAAGUCCAAGAUGACCCAGAACAACUUUGCGGUUGGCUACAAGACUGGUGACUUCCAGCUGCACACCAACGUGAAUGACGGAUCCGAGUUUGGUGGCUCCAUCUACCAGAAGGUCAGUGACAAGCUGGAGACAUCCGUCAAUCUGGCCUGGACUGCAGGAAACAACAGCACUCGCUUUGGUAUAGCUGCCAAGUACCAGCUGGAUUCCAGUGCCUCUCUAAGUGCUAAGGUGAAUAACGCAAGCCUGGUUGGCGUUGGCUAUACCCAGACACUUAGGCCAGGUGUGAAGCUCACCAUGUCCGCCCUGAUGGACGGGAAAAACAUCAAUGCAGGUGGUCACAAGCUGGGCCUGGGGCUGGAGCUGGAGGCAUAACGUCCAGUUCGCCUCUCACUUAGAAAGGAAUUAUGGGAAGAAUUUGGCCUUAUGUAUUUCUGGCUUAACCAGCAGGGGCGGUCUCUCAAAGGGAAGAAAAAAAAAUGAAACUAUAUAUUCACACCUUCCAUACCACAGUGAUAUGAUGGAUACCUGACAGCUACAGUACUCACUUUUUUUGUUUUUUUCCUGAAAUCUUCCAUCAUGUUCACUCCCUGUUAUUUAUUUGCUGUAUUGUCCACCUCUCUUCUAUACACUUGAGUUGCCAUGACAAUGAAAUACAUCUAUUUCUAAAAGACAAACUUGGAACAUGUUCUGCAUGUUUGGCUGUUUUUUUUUUCUUUAGUUUGUUUGUUUUGGUUCUGCGGGUUCAUUUGGGUGGUCUGAAAGAAUGGCCUCCUGAUCUUACUUGAGUGUUUUUCUUUUAAGUAAAUGUUCUCUGAAUGUAGAAUUAUAAACCUCAGCUGCUCUGCACUCUUCAGAAUCACCUUAAUCUUCAGAUUUGCUGUUUCCCCCCAAAACAGCAUUUGCACACGUGUUAGCAUUAUCGUUUGCCGGUUCUUAAGACUGGCUCUUAACAUAGAUGCUAUUGGACUGCAAUACACUUAAAAGCCCUGCAGUCUUGUCAGACUGGGCUUAGCUUUAUUUAUCUCAUUUCAAGUAGAUGUAGCUUUGGUCAGAUCCACCUGUUUUUGGUUCUCAUCUUCAGUUAGAAACUGUAAUGAAAUCACGAAUAAUGCCAAAAUGGAUUUCUCUCAGUGUGAUCAAUUAAGAGCUAUCCACAUUGAAUUACUGAGUAAAUCCACCAUACCCAUUCCUCUUCUGCUCCCCCAUUCCACUGCAGUGUAAAUGGCUGACAAGGACGUUGCUUGGAAACCAUGCAGUCCCUCCCAUUGUGUAUGUCAACCUUUACAAUAAAGUCUUUAAACUUGA